Molecule: messenger RNA, 2439 nt
Organism: Monoraphidium neglectum
Lineage: Eukaryota; Viridiplantae; Chlorophyta; Chlorophyceae; Sphaeropleales; Selenastraceae
Product: U3 small nucleolar RNA-associated protein 14
Exons: 4
Coding region: 1-2439 (812 amino acids)
Biological process (GO): rRNA processing
Cellular component (GO): nucleolus; small-subunit processome
Source: RefSeq, a predicted model, not a curated record
AUGGAGGCCGAGGUGGCGGCGCUGCUGCAGGAGGCGGGCGCGGCGGGCAGCAGGGCCAUGGCGGAGGCGGAGCGGGCGCUGGCCGAGCAGACGCUGACCCCUGAGGAGGCCAAGGAGCGCGCCGCGCGCCUGGCCAAGAUGCGCAACGUCCUCUUCUACGCCGAGCUCAAGGCCAAGAGGCGUGGGUCCGGCCUUGGCGGACGAACUCACCAGUGCCGCACUGCGCACGCCGACGGCGCCGAGGGCGCCGCCGCCCGCCGCGCGGCGCGCGAGGAGGCGGAGUUUGAGCGCGCGCGGGAGCGGCUCACACUGAAGCACAAAAACACGAGCCGCUGGGCGCGGCGCGCUCUGAAGCGUGGGGUGGAUGUGAUGGAUGACGGCACGCGCGCCGCCCUGGCGGAGCAGCAGUCGCUCGGCGCGGCGCUGCGGCGGCGGAUCGAGGGGCGCGGCAGCGGCAGCGGCAGCGACGGCGGCGGCGGGUCGGACGGCAGCACGAGCGCGAGCGAGGGCGAGGGCGGCGGCGGCGGCGGCGGGGGCUCUCAGAGGGCAAAGGCGGAGGCGGUGUCGAUUUUGCAGGGCCUCUCCGCGCCGCCCGGCGAGGGCGGCGCCGGCGACGAGGCCGCGGCGCAGGCCGGGCUGUUUGCGCUGCCCUUCAUGCGGCGCGCGCUGGAGAAGCAGCGGCGAGCGGCGGCUGCAGAGGCGGAGGCGCUGAUUCGCGAGCUGGACGGCGGCGGCGGCGACGGGGCCGAAGAGGACCCGCUGGCGCCCGGCGGCCGGCUGCGGUUCGGCGGCGCCGGCGGCGCGGAGGCCGAGCGGCGGCGGCAAGCUGAGGAAGAGGCGGAGGAUAUGCGCGGGGCGGGGUCCGAGGAGGACGGAUCUGAUAUGGAGGAGGAUGCAGAGGCCAAGGCCCAGCGGCUGGGGCGGCGGUUGAGAGGGGAGGCCGAGCCGGAAGGCGGCGGGAGGCGGCGCGGGGGGCCGGGCGCGGCGGCGGCGGACGAGGACGGCGCCGCGGCGGCGGCGGCGGCGAUGCCGGCGCGCGGGUUGCGGCGGGGCGCGGUGGCGACGGCGACUGAGGGGCCCGUAGAUGUUGACAUGGGCGGCCUGCAGGGCCAGCAGCAGCAGCAGCAGCAGCAGGGGGCGGCCAUGCAGAAUGGCAAGCCCAGCAAGCAGCGGCGCGGUGGCAAGGGCGCCGCCGCGGCGGCGGCCGAGGCGGCGCAGCAGGCGGCGGCGCUGAGAACAGCGCCCGCGGGCGCACAUGAUUGGCUGUUCGACGCCGCGCCGGCGGCCGCCGCCGCCGCCGGCGGCGGUGGGGCGGCGGGCGCGCGCCGCAAGCAGCGGCGGCAGGAGGCUGGCGGCGGCGGGGACGCCGCGGGGCCGGAGCAGCGACCGGCGUUCAUCGCAUCCGAGAGCUUUGGCGGUGCCAGGGAUGGGUAUGUUUUCAAACGGGGGCCCCAGGGGGUUGGAUACUACUCAGACACUGCCCAGGGCGCAGCCGCGGCGACUGGCGGCAAGGCCAGCACCAGGGGCGGCAAGCAGCAGCAGGCGGCGGGCGCCGGGCACAAGGCGGGCGAUGGGGCGCGGCGGCGGCGGGGCGGCGGCGACGGCAGCUCGUCCGGCGACGAGCAGCAGCAGCAGCAGCAGCAACAGGCGGCAGCCAACGGCAAAGCUGGGAAGCAGACCCACGCCGAUGGCGCGAACGGCGCCGCCGCAAACGGGGCCUCCGAGGAGGACGAGCGCGCGCAUCACAUGGCGCCGCUCUCGGGCGACGCCGACGCGCAGCGCGCGCUGCUGCGCCGCGCGUUUGCGGCCGACGACGUGGCGGCCGAGUUUGCGGCCGAAAAGGCGGAGGAGAUCGAGGCGGAGCUUCCAAAGGAGGAGACGCCCGGCCUCAUGCCCGGCUGGGGCCUGUGGGCGGACCAGCAGCGUGAGCCCAAGUGGAUGGCGGAGGCGCGCGCGAAGGCCGCGCGCCGCAAGGCGGCAGCGGCGGCGGCGCGGCAGGACGCAAAGAUGGCGCACGUGGUGAUCUCUGAGAAGUGGGACAAGAAGGCGGCGAAGUACGGCGCGUCGUCGCUGCCGUUCCCGUUCAGGAGCGCGGACGCCUACGAGAACAGCAUACGGCAGCCCUUGGGGCGGGACGUCAACCCGGACGCGGCGUUCCGCAACCUGACGCGGCCCGCGGUGAUCAAGGCGACCGGCGUGGUGAUCGACCCGCUGCGCUACUCGAAGGGGGUCGCCGACUAUGGCGCCGGCAAGGCCGCGCGCGCGCGCGGCGUCGUGACGGUGGCCGGCGGCGUGCCGCUGCAGGGGGAGGGGCCCGGCGGCGGCGCGGGGGGCGGCGCGGCGGGCGGCGGCAAGAAGGCCGGCGGCGGCAAGGGGGGCGGGAAGAAGGGCGGCGGCAAGCUCGGUGGCGGCGGCGGCAAGGGCGGCGGGAAGCGGUAG